AAAAGGCACUGGCUCACUGCUCUGCACAUGAUUAUCUGGCUGACUACCUUACUGAGAUUCAAACAAGAACACCUGGAUUAUGAGAGGAGAAACUGACCAUGCUGUGAAUCAGUGCUUUCAGCUCAGUGUCUCCUCUGCCUCUCCUUCUCCAUGCAGCAGAUCAUCAGCGUCUGGGUGCGGGACCCGCGGAUACGAAAGAAUGACUUCUGGCACGCCUUCAUAGACUAUGAAAUUUCUUUACAUACCGACAGCGUGUGCUUUACCAAGAAGAUCUCGAGUGUGAGAAGGAGGUACAGUGAGUUUGUAUGGCUGAGGCAGAGGCUUCAAGCAAACUCACUGCUAAUGGCCCAGCUACCGGAGCUGCCCCCAAAGAACCCCUUCUUCAGCCUGAACAAUGCCCAGCAGAUCACUCAGCGGAUGAAAGGGCUCCAGAAGUUUUUGGAGCAGGUCCUCCAGAACCCACUGCUGUUGUCCGACAGUUGCCUGCAUCUGUUCCUGCAGUCACAGCUCAGCGUGUCCAAGAUUCAGGCCUGUGCUGCAGGAAGGACCCACUACUCUGUGGCCCAGGCGGUCCAUAGCUGUGGCCUGAGGCGAUUUCACUCUGCAGAGGAUCUGCAGAAGGACCUCAGCAUGUCCUGUGACUCUGACUCAGACAGCUCAGAGUGUAGAGAUCCGGAGCCUCGGAUUAAAGAUUUGGCAAUGAAUAAAGCAGAGAGCGCACCUUCACUUGAUCUCAUGGGAGCCAGACAGGUGGAAACCCUCAGCUGCUCGUCCGGUUCUCCAUGAAAACACCAUCGUCACAUCACUGCCACGAGUGUUUUGGCCAGAGAGGAAGAAAUUCACCUGUUACCCUGUCAUACAGCACUUUUAGCUAUGUGGUUUCUCCAUAUUAUUUCACUCAUAAAAAAAGUCAUAGCAUGUUAUGUUCUCAUUAAGGCAUCUGAGUUUGACACGUGCAGUACAUCGUAGUCAAAAUGUGCCUUUUGUAUAUCUAUAAAGUAUUAUCUACCAGUAUGUUCUUUGUACAGCUAUGAAGUUGUUGCAGAAAAAUGCCUGAAGAUGGCAGUGUUGUUACAUCCAUCUCUUUGUAUACUCACUUAUCAUGAACAUAUGCUGCAGCUGGCCAUAUUUAUGUCAUAAACAAGCUUAGCAGAAGCAUUGUGACUUGUGGUCGUUCACAAGGUGUUCUUUGCCACAUUUGUGCAGAUAACAACGCAAUAGCUUAAGCAGUGACAGCCUAAUAUCUCUGUCCGCGGCUGAACUCCCCCUUCCUAAUGAAGAGGAAAGUGUGGGAAGCUUGUCAUCUGGUGGCUACUGCAGUGCUCAGCGGCCUGACAUGUAAUAGGGUCUCUGCAGAGUUUUCAGACAGCCCCCCCUGUCAGGUGUGCGGCUGGUAGGAGGUCCUGUGGGAUCCCAAUGGACUCGCUCCUGUCUGAGAAGGCUAUCCGGUAGACAGGCUGCAUUGCUCCCUGCUGAACAAAAUGCCAGCUGCACUGACAAGCCACCUUUUCUAUCUGUCUCUCUUGCUUUGUGUUUGUACUGUAUUCACUGUUCACUACAGUCACAUAUCUGUGUGUGUGUGUGUGCAUACUCCCACAGUGAGAAGCACCAUGCUUAUGCAGAGGUAAUGACCACUAAACAGAGUGACAGCAGACUGACAUAUCUACACGGCUAAUUACAUUAGCUUUGUCAGUGCAGCGGUUGUGAUAUUCAUUAGAAUUCAGAGCAGACAAUGGGCUUGUGUUGCAGAGACCAGAGAGGUGACGUCACCUCAGACCUUCUCUGCUCCGAGCAGCAGAACAGUUUGCACAGCGGGAAAGCCCACAAACUCAAAUUGGGAGGUGGGACGUCUCCCCUGAAGACGUGUGGGUGUAUACGCAUGUGUGUUCGUGCACAUCCAGUGUAUGCAUGUGUCUUCUUUGUCAAUGCUUAACAGUGUGGGGCAGCAUCACCCUGCACCCUCAAACACAUCCGCCGAGUCUGCCAGUGCCACAGCUUCGGCUGAAUAUUCAAAGGAGGUUUAUGCUUCUAAUACAUCCAGAAAACACACCUUAGGUAUCAAAGUGAGGGCAUUUUUACACAAAUGCGUGUAUGUGGAAAGCCAUAUCUGGCUUAUCAUUUAAUCUACCAGCGUUCCAACAAUUUCUGUCAUUGGUGUGAAUUCAUUUUAAGCUCUUGUCCAAUUUUACCCUUCUUUCCUGCAUAAACCAUUCUUCAGUUAUUAUUUUAUCAGUGUGUUGUUGUCAAAGAAGUACUUUAAAUGUAAUCUAUAGAUUUUAUAUUGUGCGUGCCGCAUGGUGUUGAUUUCCCAGGGACAAGCACUACAUUUUGUUUUCACGUGAGAUGUUAAAUUCAACAACUAAAAGCCUAGACAUUGUGGGUAUUUUAUGAGCCAAUUCCAGUGGUUUUAGACUAAAUGUGCUUCAAACUGACUAUUUUUAGGCCAUUAAAUAUAUAAAUGAAUAAAGACUUCAGCAUUU
Messenger RNA from Chelmon rostratus (copperband butterflyfish), 2480 nucleotides. It is a transcript of the gene snx10b, whose product is annotated as sorting nexin 10b. Gene Ontology annotation, molecular function: phosphatidylinositol binding. NCBI's taxonomy places the organism in Eukaryota, Metazoa, Chordata, Actinopteri, Chaetodontiformes, Chaetodontidae. The transcript is spliced from 6 exons. Bases 151 to 786 code for a protein of 211 amino acids. The record is from RefSeq and is a predicted model, not a curated record. Gene Ontology annotation, biological process: intracellular protein transport.